This is a messenger RNA of Physcomitrium patens, 4608 nucleotides long. Lineage: Eukaryota; Viridiplantae; Streptophyta; Bryopsida; Funariales; Funariaceae. The record is from RefSeq and is a predicted model, not a curated record.
UGGCGACGGGCUCAGCCGGUGAAGGAACCGUCCGCAGUGCCGGCGUGCUAGCUUGAGGGCGUCGUCCCUCUUCGGGCCACAUAUUGCUGGAAUGGAAUGAAUGAUAUGCUGCGGGGAGACAGAGUUGUUGGUUGUUAGUUGUUGUUGUUGCUUUAGAUUUUGGACGAGGAGGGGUUGCCGUUGCUGCACAGGCUUCACUCACCACACAGCGCUCCGCUAAACGUCAUGUUUGGCCAGGCGCUAUGGCCAGCUCGCUCUUCCUAGUGCCGUUCUACAUGUGUAUUCUGGGCUUGUUGUGCUGCACAUCAGUGGCAGAUUCUCGAGCCGUGUACUUCAGGGAUGGACGUUCAGCACACUAUCAGGCCUCACUAUCUGAGGAAUUCGAUAUCGAUGAUGGACCUCAGACAUUUACGAUGCAAGACCACUUCGAUUGGCUGAAAGCAAGAGAGUUAGCCAGACGAGCGAAAGAUGUUCCACCUAGAAGCUUAUGGGGAAAUGCACAAUCUAAAAUGCAGGUUCCGGAUGAUGAAGAACUUAACUUUUCUGAUUAUCACGACCCCGAGUUUAAUCAUAUCCAUGACCUUCCUAAGAGGUAAUCCUCAUCAAAUGCAACUGUACUGUUAUUUUUCGGCCUAGUCCGUAGUUCCCACAUUUAUUCCUGCUGUAGGAUUUUGGUAACAGAAGGUACCCGCAUGUACAUAAACUGCAGCGCAGAAAUCUUUGGCGCUGUCUUUCUUACCGACAAAUGUAACUAAAGUCGACAGAUUAAGCAAGCAUACCUUUUUUUUUCUGUGUAAUGUUGUUUUUCUCGUCAGUCGCGCCUGACUAUUGAACCACCAUAAUCUUGGUGAUCAUGAAGGCAUCUUAACUUAAAGAAAUUUCAGCAUGCACGAUUCAAGUGUACAGUAUAUAACCGGAUGCUCAGUAAUGUGACGUAAUCCCUCGCUUUGGAACUAUUGCACAAUCAAGAUUCGUGGGGGUUGUAUCGCUAAGGCUUCUAAGAUCAAGUUUCUAGGCUCCAAGCCUUCCGACAUAUUCGCUGAAAUAAUCUGCAUGGGAUGUUAAUGGAACACAUCUGGAAGUGAGGGCUGUUUAUUUUGUUGAAAACGAGUUUUUAAGUGAUUCUUUGAAACCUGUCUUUGCAUGUGCGGCACUAUUCCAGGGCAGUCCUACACCCUCUUGCCAUAAAUUGGAGUCUAGCUCAUCACUCGAGUAUAACAAAGUUGUGCUCAAUCGAACUGACGUUCGGGAAGUGGGGAAGCAAGGUACUGGGAGCCUUUCAAAUCUUUGCAUACGAAGAGCCACUCCCCUGACCCAACACGUCUUGAACAUUCCGUGAAGUCCACAUUGUAGGAAUUUGAAUUGAUGUAUAUCUUCAUGUUCAUCUCGGUGUAACAAUCGUCCUGUUUUUUUCUUCCUCAAAUCACCUUUUCGAAGUUCAACAUCCCAGUAGUUUUACACCAGAGAAGAGAAACGUCAUAUUUCAUCUACUCAACAGGUUUUGAACUAGACGAAGCGAAGCAGAGAAAACCUAAGAGCCCACAACGUGAAAAGCCGAGACCGUGCGAAACACAAUGCAGAAUCCCAAACUUGCAACUGUGCGCCUCCCAUUUUGAGUCUCUGGAUUGGGUUGGUUAGUGAAUCUCACGGCUCCAAAAGCAUCAAAGCAGUCCAAUCUCGGUUCACUGCUCAAAAAGAAGUUAUCACGCCCACGUCGAGUUAAAUUUGGGCGUGGAAAGUAGACUUUCAGUGCGGGUAUCGAAUAUUGUCUUCUGCCAAAUUGGUCAGAUCACUCACCAGUCUGCGAAGGCAACGGUGGCGACCGGUACCGAGAGUCGGACCCAACUUCGCCAGCCGGUGGACCCUCUCCUUGUUAAUAAAGACUGGUAAUGCGCCCAUGCUUUGGUCGCGGGAGGAAGUUGCAUGUGGUUGCAGUCUGGUUCACCACCAAGUCUGCUUAUACGUGCCCAUUUGUGCCUCAGGGGGCGAGGCAGUUUGUGAAGCCAUAACCUCUUGGCGAUUUGUCUUGGCACCAAUGACGAUAGCUGAGGUGUAGGAGCUGCCUGUUUUCAGAAACGAUUUCGCGUUUCUGGUUGUGCUCAGAAGUGGACCACGGAUUUCGUUUUUAACUUGCCAAGUGUGAUACGAAUGGCUGCGGCGGCUUCAGUUGGUCGUUUCGAAGGAAAUGUGAUUCUGUGCAAUGCAGUAGAUUGAUGAGUAGAGAAACGUCGAGAGGAGGGUCGUUACGAGCCCUUCUGUGUAGGUUUCUGAUUUCAGAGACCUGCUUCUUAUUCUAUGAAGCUCACACGAAUUUACUCCGAAGAUGUAUAGUAGUUGAUUGUAAUGGAGAUCAUGAUCAAGGAUAUCUUUCCACCGCCAAUAACCAGAGACGCACAUGUUAUUACCACUAACUGUGCCAGAGUGAUGUUUAGUAUCGUGAGUAUUAACUAAAAUACGAAUUCUUGGCAAGUCCGAUGGACUUCUUGUCUACAAGAAUUAUGAAAAUCGGCAUUGGCGGACCAGAGUGACCAUCCUAACAAUUUAAACUACUGAUUUAUCGCAAGCAACCAAUCGUUACAUGCUGCCUCUACGAUCUCGAAGCUAUAAAUGUUGUGUGGAAACAGUAUUGCUGUGCGUCCCACUAGUUUCCAGGAGGACAUAAGAAAUCUGAGAGCAAGCCGAAGUCAGUGGACCUAAUUGCAGUUAGCGGUGCUGGAGAAGUGGCCGCCUGUUUCCAUCUCAAUGUGAAACCAUGUGUGCUUAUUGAAUAAGGUCGUAGGAAGGAUAUGAAGGGUUGCGUUUCAUUUUAUUGUGCGGUUGGACAGUCAUGACAAUCAUGGUCGAUUGCUCACCUUGCUCCUGAGCAUGCAGACAUUCUCCUUGGUGACAGCAACGAACUCUCACAUCUAUCGACAAUUUCGAAGCAGGCGGUAGUAAGAGUCGCCGUCGAGAUGAACGACGCAAACUCCGUGUAUGUGGGAGGGCUUUCAUACGAAAGCAGCGAAGACACGGUGAAGAAAGCAUUCAUGGAGUUUGGCGAAGUUGUGUCGGUAAAGAUUGUAUACGAUCGCGAGAGCGGAGAGUCUCGCGGAUUCGGGUUUGUCUCCUUCACCAACCCACGAUCGGCAACAAUGGCGAUCCGCGACAUGGAUGGGGGCCAAAUCGAGGGCCGCACCAUUCGCGUCAACGAGGUGCGGAAGAACUUAAAAGGAUUAGGGUUCCGCGACCGAGACCGCGACUUCAGAUCCCGCGACAUGAGGGAACGAAUUCGGCGCCGCGGGUCUCCCCCUUUUCGCGAGCGAGUUCACCAUCGCACCCGAUCUCCGCCCCCGGAACGAAGCCGCUCACCCACGCCGGUGCGCAGCAGUCCGGCUGGCAGAGAAAGUUGCCCAAGAAGAGGAAGCAGCCCCAUUGCCAGUGCAGGGAGGUACCAAUCCCCAGAGCUCAAGGAACGAGACCGAGACCGAUCCCGCAGCGGCCGUAGCUCGGUGUCUCCCCAGAGCUCCGACCGCAACGAGCGGAAAGAGGAGUCCGUCCACAAGGGGGACUCCAAAAUAAGCUCCCGGAUCGCAACAAUAGACAAGGACGAAGACGACGUGCGCCGCCUCAAAGAAGAUCUGGAAAGCGCGGAGGAAAGCCGUCGGGCGCUGGAGGAGAAAGUCGCAAGUCUCAAGGGCGUGGUCGAGAAGGCUAACGUUACGAUCGCCGCCUUGAAAAACAAAGCUCAGAAACUGGAAGAGUCAUUAACAAGUGCCCAGCAACUAGCCGCGCACCGCCAGUUCCAGCUCAAGAGGCUGCAGACGGGCGUCUUCCAAUACAAGCUGUGCACGGAGCGGCUGUCCAACAGCGAGAAGGAGAUGAAGGCGCUCGUUGCCUUGACAUCGCUGGAGGUAGAUCACGAUCCUCGCAGCACCCACAACAACGCCGCCGCUGCUGCUGCACCGCUCGAGGAGCCUCAAGCUCCUCCGCCCCUCGCCAACGGCGACGAGCCCAGCCACCACAGGGACGCCCCGCACCCCAAUUCCAUUCCCGCGUGAUGAUUUAUGGCUCUCACUCAAUUUGUUGCAUCUCUGGAAUCCAUCAAGCAAUCCAUGCAAACCACAGGAACGGAGUCUCGGCGCCGAGGAAUUCCGCUGGCGCUGCCAUUGCCUCGCACACGCGGAUCAGCGCUCGGACCCUUUUCGAAAAUUCGAAUCCCUAGUAGGCCUUGGGAAUGGCUCCAGCCCUGGUCUUUGGAAUGUCGCCCUCUUACUUGGUGGUUUUUAAAUUCUCAAGCAAUUAAUUUGCCGUGGUUUCUCGAAGGUGGCGGUGGUUUCCUUUGGUGGGUUCCUGGGGGAUUAUUCAAGCGAUGAGGUUUUAUUUCUUAUCAAGCAACUGGACAUGAUUUUUUAUUUAUAAACCGGAUCUCCGUUUCAGUGUACCAAGUGGGCUUCAGAAAAAAAAUAAAAAAAUAAAAAAUAACAACAAAACAACAACAACAACAACAUGGCUGUGCUUAAUUCUUUAUUUUGGUACAGCUAUUUUUCCUUCACUGGACGAUGGAAUGGCAGCUGGGUUUAUGAAAAAAAGAGGAUAAAAAAUAAAAAUAAAAACCAAAAACAGUUGCCA